AUGGCUGACGCCGAAUCCUCGGCUUCCAUCGAGCCCCAGGCUCGUCAUGUCACAUACUGUGGCGUGUGCACCCUGCCGCCCGAGUACUGCGAGUAUGGCGGCACCGUCAAGAAAUGCCAGGACUGGCUAGAAAAGAACCACCCUGCCAUGUACGCCAGGAUAUGGUCGCCUGAAGCCUUAGCAGCCGCGACUGCCUCGCUGUCCGUGGAAGCCCAGAAGCGCGCCGAGAAGGAUGCUCAGAAGAAGACCGCAAAAGCCGAGGCCGCCGAGGCCAAGCAGGCCGACAAGCGCGCACAUAGCACCGUCAUCAUCAAGCGCAUCGAGAGAAACAAGAAGAAGUUCGUGACGGCCGUGUCCGGCUUGGAGGCGUUCGACCUAGAUCUGAAGAAGGUUGCGAAGGAGUUUGGCAAGAAGUUCGCCACGGGCUCAUCUGUCACGAAAGUGGCCAGUGGCGGCGAAGAAAUCGUCGUCCAGGGUGACGUAAGUGACGAGAUUGAAGAGUUUCUACUGGAGAAGUACAAGCAGAUACCCGAGGACAACAUCGAGUUCAUAGAUGACAAGGCAAAGAAGAAGGCAGCCGCCGCCGCCGCAGCAGCAGCAGCAGGCUAA
This is a messenger RNA of Phaeoacremonium minimum UCRPA7, 609 nucleotides long. Its product is annotated as putative translation machinery-associated protein 22 protein. The coding region runs from base 1 to 609 and encodes 202 amino acids. Lineage: Eukaryota; Fungi; Ascomycota; Sordariomycetes; Togniniales; Togniniaceae. Gene Ontology annotation, biological process: translation reinitiation; formation of translation preinitiation complex. Gene Ontology annotation, molecular function: translation initiation factor activity; mRNA binding. The transcript is spliced from 5 exons. The record is from RefSeq and is a predicted model, not a curated record.